UGCACCCGUGCUUGCCGGUAUAUUUCCGGAACCGGAAGUAAUAAGUAUGUAAACAAAAAAGAAGGAAGAUUUAGUAAUGAUGAUAAAUCAAAUAAUUACUUAUUCUUUCGAUUUGUUUCCGGCAGUAUGUUUCUUAAAUUAACCACUGAUAAUUGUGAAUAUCGUGGUGAAGGAAAUACUGGUCUUGUGAUAUGCUUGAAAAAGGAAGGAAAAGUUUUGAGGCUUAUCAAGCAAGAGGGAUCUUAUGAAAAUGCUAAAAAUGCAGAGAGAUUGCUACAUCAAAUGGAAAAUGAAAUUCUUAUGAUAAAGAAUGUUAUGAAGCCACUACUUGGGAAUGAUCUUGUUAAUUGUCCUGUUAUUGUUGCUCUUCAAGCCGAUGAUGUUAAGCUACUUAACAGUAUAGUCAAUUUAAUGCGACCAAGCAAUAGAACGCAUAAGAAUGUCAAAGAGGAAAAAACAUAUGGUCUUCUGCUACCAGACUACUGUACGUUGCCAGCAGAGCUUAAGUCUUAUUCCUCUGGCCCUGUACUUAGCAUUGAAAUCAAACCUAAACCUGGUGCUCUAUUAGCCGAAAAAUUUUUUGAUUCUAGUCACUCUGAACAGUCCAAAUUGUUCUGUCACUUUUGCCGGAAGCAAAUCUAUAAAAUGAGGGUAGAUGGUGUUUCUCCUAAAAGUUCCUAUUGUCCUACAGAUUUAUUCAGUGGAUGUCCUAAAAGAAUGCAGCAUGCACUGAAAAUGCUUCUGCAAACUCCACAAAAUAAUCUACGAAUAUUUAAGGAUCAAAAAAUUAUUUAUUCCAAUGAAAAAAGAUGUGACUUAGAAGAAACAUUAUGUGGCUUCUUCAAUGAUUCUAAAUAUAGUUGCGUUGAUGCCUUAAUCAAACUAGUCAUUGCGGUAUUACUUAAUCCUAUUUCUUGUAAGCCUAAAGAAAUAUUUGAGGCUUUGAAUGAAUGUGAUAUUUUAACCUGUGCUAAUGCUCACCCUGAAUGUAUUGAAAGUGGUUUUCAUGUUUUGCCCAGAGAUUGUGUACUUCAAAGGGUAUUAAAUCUUCAGUUGUUAGAUAAGUUGGAUAUUCAAACAGUGUAUUCUUUAUUGAAUAUGAUAAGAAAAUCAAAUGAUGAAACAUCCAACUCCAUUGGUUGUUAUUCAAGAUCUGAAAUUCCACCUCAUCUUGGAGAGAAACAAAAGGCAAAAAGUGAAUCAGACUAUCAAUAUGCUUCAAGAAAAGUUUGGGAAUUCAUCAUGGCUUUGGUGGCUAAGGAUUGUUCUAUAAUGUUAGUUUUAAGCAACUAUGAGGGAGAAGACAUAAAGAGUGCCAAUUUAGUAUCAGAUGAUUUUGGAAAUCAAUAUAUGUUUUCUAUGGCUGUACUUGACUUAGAUACUAAACCUUUGAGUAGGAUAGAAAAGCAUUAUAAACGAACACCACUUUGGAUACAAGCAUGUUCUAAUGUAUCAGUUUGAAUCAUAUUAUAUUUUGCUGUAUAACUUGGCUGUCCUACAAUAAGUAACAACAUUAUUUAUUAUUAUGUGACUUCUAGUCAGCCGACUUUUGCUUAUUUAUGUAAUUUUUAAUUUAUUAUAAUUGUUUGAGAGAGAUGCAUAACCUAAACAAAUUAUUUUAAUAUUGUUGAUAUGCAGAAAUUAAUUUUUUCUUUAGAAAAUGUAUAAGGCGUGUAACCUAAACUAAUUAUCUGGAUUAGUUAGGACCACAGCACAUCUGGUUAAUGAAAAAUCUAGAUGAUCGGAUAAAUUCAGUUAUGGCAAUGUGAUAGGAAACUUUUUCCAGGCGUUUUGCUGUAUUACUUGGCAAAGCCCAUUUUCAUAAGUAUUAUAUUGCUAGCAAAAUAUUCAGAUUUUAUAAAUUUAAAAAAAAAUUUUUUUUUGCCUAAACAAUUUUUCUCAUACUAUGUAUCCUACUGCAACAAAGCCGCUUUAAUUUUGUAGCAUAACUAGAUGCAAUGAAAACUAACAUGUAUAUUAAAAUAGCAAAUCUGCAUGUUCAAUCACUGCAUAAAAAAAGGUAAAGAUAUGUUCUAUCGAAAUAAGGCCACCAAAGGAGUUAACAACCAAUAUAUCUGCUAUGUUUACAUGUAACUUGAACUACAUGAUUUGAAUACCAUUUAAGCCCUGGAGGACAUAAACAGUCUUUAAUGUACAGCCAUAUUGAAGAUGCCUCCUCAAGUUUCCUUGGAGAUUGAAGUUAUAUAAAAAGGCCAGGCAUUCCAUGAAAUGCAACCCUUUUAUCAAAAAAACCAUACCUGUGAAGAUUCUGCAGUGCAGUGUAGGUGUUCCCUUGCUGGAAAGUCCCUCUCCAAUAAUUACUCAACAGCACACUGGCCAUUGGAGAAGAUAUCCUCAUCUACUGUUUCAUUUUAUAUUGUGUACAAGUAAUCGGCAAUAUAAAAAUAUUAAUCAGUAGCCUAUGUUGAAAGAAUUUGGAUGGCUCAGACAGCUUAGUGAUAUACAAAAAAGAAAGUUUUAUUCUGAUACUGAAUUGAAGACUGCCAUAAAUGAAAUUUGAAUUAAUAUAUGCUUAAGUCUUCCAAGGUUUAGCAAAUGAUAGUCAACAUGACAUAGUUCAAAUCAAACAGUAGGGCAGAUUUUCGUUCCCCUUUACUCAUAUUCUCGGGUUUGUCAAAAAGUGAGUUAUUCUAUGUAAAAUAUGCAUGUAUGAAUCUUACUGGUUUUCCUUGCGUUUCAUUAUGGCACAAAAUCAAGGUAGCUUUGCAGUGGAAUACACUGUAGGAUCAAUGUAACAAGGCCCAUGAUAGAUCCUGAUAAUUAGACUGUUCUGUUAAUCGACAUCCUGAUAAAAAGAACUUCACUGUAAUUGAAAAAGGCAUAGACUUAUAUUUUAGGAAAUUGUUCUAAUAUAAUUCACAUGAAGCAUACUUGUAACAUAUGUGUGUAUUAAUGUUUAAGUAAUUGACUUUACUGUCAUUGGUGUACAAAAGGUUAAGUCUGAGAGGAGUUGGAUUAAAUUUUGUAUAAUUAACACC
Parasteatoda tepidariorum (common house spider) is the source of this 2999-nucleotide messenger RNA. RefSeq names its product Inositol phosphate kinase 1 (gene Ipk1). Gene Ontology annotation, molecular function: ATP binding; inositol-1,3,4,5,6-pentakisphosphate 2-kinase activity. Gene Ontology annotation, biological process: inositol phosphate biosynthetic process. The record is from RefSeq and is a predicted model, not a curated record. Gene Ontology annotation, cellular component: nucleus. Lineage: Eukaryota; Metazoa; Arthropoda; Arachnida; Araneae; Theridiidae.